AUGAGCCUGUUGCAGCAUUGGCGUGGCCUGAAGGCUGCCUGGGCGGCUUUGCCGUUUACGAACAAGCUAAUAUACGGUUCGUUCGUCUUCAAUGGUUCCCUGAUUAUGUUCCUGCUGUUGCAGGAAAGCCGCAGCAGCCGCAGAAGCAGCCAGCUCUGGCAGGAGCACAUGCAGCAGGCGGACAAGGAGACCAACGGCUGGCGCUGCUAUGAGCUGGCGAAGCUCCUGAGGGAGCAGUGCCAUGACGAGACGCUGUUGCUGCUGCACUUGCAAGACAAAUCGGCUGCUGCCGUUGCCGCAGAGCAGAAGGGAGAAGCGGCAUGCGCAACAGGAAGGGGGGAGGGCGAAGACAAAUUCUGCCGCAGAGUGCUGCAAGGCCUUAAGGAAUGCAAAGAACGGCUUUAUGAGGAAAUAGGCGACCGCAUACCGCCCGCUAUGCAGCCGCUGCCCCCAGUAGACAAUAGGCCUAGGUGGCUAGUGGAUCCUCAAUGGUUGCAGCAGCAGCAGCAGCAGCAAAUGUAG
Cyclospora cayetanensis is the source of this 522-nucleotide messenger RNA. RefSeq lists its product as uncharacterized. The transcript has a single exon. The record is from RefSeq and is a predicted model, not a curated record. NCBI's taxonomy places the organism in Eukaryota, Apicomplexa, Conoidasida, Eucoccidiorida, Eimeriidae. The coding region runs from base 1 to 522 and encodes 173 amino acids.